Messenger RNA from Dicrocoelium dendriticum, 780 nucleotides. The record is from the annotation of a GenBank genome assembly. Lineage: Eukaryota; Metazoa; Platyhelminthes; Trematoda; Plagiorchiida; Dicrocoeliidae.
AUGGGUUUGGUGUGGAUCGGGACAGAGAAUCUAUUGAUCACCACCUCUAUACGUCUCUCAUCUUUUAAUUCGAGGAUAGCUCACCUGAUUGUGUGCACGAAACAUCACGACGAGACUGGACCUCACCGCGGUUCAAUCAUUUGCGUCCCUCCGCAAUCAGUUGGGCUAUGUUGGGUUGUGCUUUUGCCCCUUCAGAGUCACUCACCAGAUUGGUCAAUGGUUAGAGGCCAGACAAAAUUAGUCCCCUGCCUCUCUAGAUUGGUGGGUGGAUUGAGGGCGGUUCCUUACUUCCUAAAACGGACUCUCUGUAGCCCAGUGCCAAAACCUCGCUGCUUUGCAGCCAGGUUUUUGAGCCAAAUGCUUUGGUUGAGAACCCUAAUUCUUCUCCUAUCUAGAUCUGCGCAGACUGACAGUAUUCUGCCCACGCGGUACAAUACAACGAACGUCUCUCCCGUCGCGGAAGAUAAUCAACGGCGCCCUGUCUGCUGCAUCCCGAAGAGUGGAUCAGGGAUUGGAUGCUACUGCUCAUGUCUUCUCGGCUUUCUAUCCCCCUCUUUCGCUUUUUCAUCCAUAUCGUCAGUUUCUACUUCAUUUUUCUUUCCUUAUUUUCAACCCUCCCUCCAAUUUUUGGCUCGUCUCCACUUUGCUACAAUAGGCGUUUCUCUUUUGGUUUUGAAUGCAGGGCGUCGCUCCAAUACAGUCGACAAGUCCAUGUCCGUCCAGACGGACGACCUCGGUCCAUGCGCUUCUAUUUGGAGCCCUCGAUCCUUACUGAGACUG